This is a messenger RNA of Pyricularia grisea, 2700 nucleotides long. RefSeq lists its product as uncharacterized. Gene Ontology annotation, cellular component: membrane. The transcript has 6 exons. Gene Ontology annotation, biological process: nucleoside transmembrane transport. NCBI's taxonomy places the organism in Eukaryota, Fungi, Ascomycota, Sordariomycetes, Magnaporthales, Pyriculariaceae. The record is from RefSeq and is a predicted model, not a curated record. Gene Ontology annotation, molecular function: symporter activity; nucleoside transmembrane transporter activity. The coding region runs from base 597 to 2576 and encodes 659 amino acids.
CUUAAUUGGACAGAACGGCGGCCUGGGCCUGGACUCGGGUGGCGACGGUUCUGGGUUUCGGAUACACCGAAAAUUUUGCAGGAGGCUAACGGAGUGCCAAUUGCGGGGGGAGCAAUCCCACGAGGGUGGAACGGCAAAAGCGAAUGCAAUGAUAGGCCGUGUUGGUUUUGAGAUUGCGCCGGACCAAGGACUUUUUUGGGAAGCCUGAGUGUCGGGGGUUUGCCUUCGGUCACCAACAGAGUCCUCGCUCCACUUUGAGCUGCCGAAUCACUGCAGCUUUAGUACGAAUAAUACCGUGCAGAAGGAACCCUGGUGGCGGGGUGGAGGGACCCCCCUGUCGGCUGGGCCUUGGGAAGCCAAUUUUGGAGAGGGGACACACGACUUCUUAUCGUCUAUGAUUUUUUUUUUCUCUCUUGUUUAAGAGGCGCGCCGUCGCGCUCCACAAACCCUUAGGGCCUGGGUCGCGUGUCCCUGUCCUUCUCUUGUCCGUCCGUCCGUCCUUUUGGAUCCCUUUGUGAAUUUGUGCAGCACAAGGAGCCUCCUCCUCAACGAAGAGCGCCUAGCAAGCAGCCAGACAGACAGCUUGAACAUUCAUCAUGAGUGCUCCGGCUACUGACGACAAGACGGCGUCACGCCGGCCCUCGGCUGAGCGCACGGCCACCACUGCCACUGAGACCCCCAGCGUCUAUGCCACCCCGGGUGCCAACACUACGCUUGGUGCAAACACCACUCCAGGUGCCAACACGGCAGACCAUAUUACUCCCGCCCAGGGUACCCAGCCGCAAACCAAUGCGCCUGCGUACAACGACGAAAAGGCCUCUUUGUCCUCGCGCCGCGACAGUGAUCCCAAGGCUGCUCCUCGGUAUAUUGAUGCCGAAAAAGGCUCCAGCGACACCGUCGAUGCGAACCAGACCCAGCCUGAGGAGAACCCCAGCAAGGUCAGGCUGUUUUACCGCCGCCAUCGCACUAUAAUCAAGAUUGCCAUUGAGGCCCUGGUUUUUGUUUUCUUCACCGUGUGGUUCAUCUACGGCAUCACCGCUCACAAUGGUAUCCGCCGCUCCGACAACUACGGCUGGCUUAAGCCUAUGCUGUUCUACAUCGCCGUUCUUCUUCGCAUCUUCUUCAACCACGCACCGACGUCGGUUGUAAUGACACCCCUCGGCAUAGUUUGGAACAACACUGUUGUUCGCCUCUACGAUAUUAUCCCGAAGAAGCUGCACCAGCCCCUUGCAGGACUGGGAACAUUGGGCGUCUUCCUGGUCGGCUCAAUGGUUUCCCCCGAAGAGGCAGAAAACACUCGCGCCAACCGUGCCAUCUCUAUAUUUGGUCUCUUGGUUAUGAUUGCGUUCCUGACGGCCACGUCCCGCAACUGGAGGGCCAUUCCCUGGCAUACGGUCAUUGGUGGCAUGUUGACUCAGUUCAUCAUUGCAAUCUUUGUGCUCAGGUCCCAAGCUGGAUUCGACAUUUUCGAGUUCAUUUCGUUCCUCGCUCGCUCUCUGCUUGGCUUUGCCAACGAUGGAGUAACCUUCUUGACCGACUCUAGCGUUCCUAACAAGGGUUGGUUCCUCACCAGUGUCAUUCCUGCCAUCAUCUUUUUCGUGGCUUUGGUCCAGCUGCUCUUCUACGUCGGACUCAUUCAAUGGUUCAUUGGCAAGUUCGCCAAGUUCUUCUUCUGGAGCUUGCGCGUGUCUGGUGCCGAGGCCGUUGUCGCCUCAGCCACUCCUUUUAUUGGUCAGGGUGAAUCUGCCAUGUUGGUCAAGCCGUUUGUGCCCUACAUGACCAAGGCCGAGCUGCACCAGGUUAUGACCUGCGGUUUCGCCACCAUUGCUGGUUCCGUGCUCGUCGCCUACAUCGGUCUCGGUCUCAACCGCCAGGCUCUGGUGUCCUCGUGCAUCAUGAGUAUCCCCGCAUCCCUUGCCGUCUCCAAGAUGCGUUACCCCGAGACCGAGCAGUCGCUCACUGCCGGCAACUCUGUCAUUCCCAAGGAGGAGUCCCCUGCUUCUAAUGCUCUUGAGGCUUUCGCCAACGGUGCAUGGCUCGGUCUGAAGAUUGCCGGAAUGAUCGUUUCAACACUGCUUUGUAUCAUUGCCUUUGUUGCCAUGAUCGAUGGUAUUCUUGGCUGGAUCGGUGUCUACUUUGAUAUUGGAUACUUUGGAGGACAGAAGCUUUCCAUCAACUUGAUUCUUGGAUAUAUUUUCUUCCCUAUCGCUUGGCUGUUGGGUGUUCCCGGACAAGACUGCUUGCGUGUCGCCAGGCUGAUUGGCAUCAAGGUUAUCCAAAACGAGUUUGUUGCCUUCUUGGCCUUGGCCGACGCGACCGGUGAAUACGCCACCAUGUCUGAACGCUCCAAGCUUAUUGCAACCUACGCCAUCUGUGGCUUUGGAAACGUUGGAUCUCUCGGCACACAGAUCGGUGUGCUCUCGCAGCUUGCCCCAUCUCGUACUGCCGAUGUCUCUUCGGUCGCUCUUUCGGCUCUCAUGGCCGGUAUUCUGUCGACCCUGACCUCGGCCUCGGUGGCUGGCAUGUUGUACACUGAAUCUAUGGGCAAGGCCCUCGAGGCUGCCGCCUCCAGCUAGAGCUUUGUUCUUGUUUUGAGAGUGUUGGCGAAAUACGGGAGAGCUCACGCUCUUUGUAAUAAUGUAGUGAUAUCCAAUAAAUUUCUAUCCAGUAAAAAUCCGAAUGGUGUUUAAUUUUAACCAG